GCCGACGCGGAAGUGGCAGCGGCGGCAGCGACAGGAGCGCGCGCGCCUGCCGCAGGACAUGGGGCCGCCUGGGCUCUUCGGGCGGCUGAAGGCGGCUGUCGUCGGGGUGGUGCACGUGGGAGCGCUGCCAGGGACACCAAGAAAUUCUCUUCCAUUGACUCAGAUUGUUGAUCAAGCUUGUCAAGAGGCGGAAGCUUACAAGGAUGCUGGAGUUGAUGGCUUGAUAGUAGAAAACAUGCAUGAUCUUCCUUACACCGUGUGUCCUGGGCCUGAAGUAACUGCAGCAAUGACAGUCAUUAGUGCUGCAGUGAAACAAACAUGCCCCCAUCUCAUGCUGGGUGUCCAGAUCCUGUGUGCUGCAAAUCAACAGGCGAUAGCAGUUGCUCUUGCUGCAGGUCUUAAUUUUAUCCGGGCUGAAGGGUUUGUGUUUUCUCAUGUUGCUGAUGAAGGGAUUAUCAAUGCCUGUGCAGGUAACCUGCUACGAUACAGAAAACAAGUUGGAGCAGAAAACAUUCAGAUUUUUGCUGAUAUAAAAAAGAAACAUAGUGCUCAUGCUCUGACGGCAGAUGUCAGCGUGGCCCAGACAGCGUCGGCUGCACAGCUCUUCCUGGCUGACGGGGUGGUUCUGACCGGCACUGCUACCGGGCUGCCUGCCGAUCCCCGCUGAAAGAGAGAAGUUAAACAUGCUGUGAAGAUUCCUGUUCUGAUUGGGUCUGGAGUGACUCUGGAGAACAUGAGGAAUUAUUUGGAUGCAAACGCUCUAAUAAUUGGUUCGCAUUUCAAGAAAGAAGGUUAUUGGGCAAAUGCUGUUGAUCCUGACAGAGUGAAGAAAUUUAUGGAACACAUAAGUAAACUGAGAGAAUGAGUUUGUCACUAAACAGUGUGUGUAUAAAUACUGUAUGAUUCCCCUUAUAGAAUUAAAGCACAAAUAAAUGCUUGAAUGGCUAAUAAGAGUAAAAGAGAAUGUAUAGCAUCUCCAUAACUAAUUGGGAGACAUGGUAAGACUUUACAAGAAACUGGUGCUCUGAUGGUUGUUUUCAGGCAGCACAUUUCUGCGGCACUCAAAGCCAUUGUCAAUGCAAAACCAGCUCCUCAAAGGUUUGUGUAAUAUGUUCUCUCCUAUAAGUAAA
This is a messenger RNA of Colius striatus (speckled mousebird), 1130 nucleotides long. RefSeq lists its product as uncharacterized. NCBI's taxonomy places the organism in Eukaryota, Metazoa, Chordata, Aves, Coliiformes, Coliidae. The record is from RefSeq and is a predicted model, not a curated record. The transcript is spliced from 8 exons.